Messenger RNA from Thamnophis sirtalis, 2508 nucleotides. The record is from RefSeq and is a predicted model, not a curated record. Lineage: Eukaryota; Metazoa; Chordata; Lepidosauria; Squamata; Natricidae.
CAGUUGGUUUGUUUCCUUCCUUCUCGGUGGGAUGGCUCUUCGCCCUGCGCAGUUGAGCGCUGGAGAGAAUGAGGACCUCUGACGUUUCUCCCAAGGUUUCUUAGAGCUGCCAGAAGAGGACCAGAAGAGAAGAUGUUGGCUAUGUUUGCGCUGGCUUUGUUCUCCAGGAGUGUCCUCCUUUCUUUAGGCGACCACAACUUUUUAAGGAAAGAAAUUAAGAUAGAAGGAGACCUGGUGCUGGGAGGGCUCUUCCCAAUCAAGGAGAAGGGCACUGGGGCCGAAGAAUGCGGUAGGAUCAACGAAGACCGAGGCAUCCAGAGGUUGGAGGCCAUGCUCUUUGCCAUCGAUGAGAUCAACAGAGACAGCCACCUGCUCCCAGGGAUUAAGCUCGGGGUUCACAUUCUGGAUACUUGCUCACGAGACACCUACGCUCUGGAACAGUCCCUGGAGUUUGUCAGAGCUUCUUUGACUAAAGUGGAUGAAGCGGAGUACAUGUGCCCUGACGGCUCGUACGCGGUUCAGGAAAACACCCCGUUACUCAUCGCAGGAGUCAUCGGAGGAUCUUACAGCAGCGUCUCCAUACAGGUUGCCAAUCUGCUCCGGCUCUUCCAGAUCCCUCAGAUCAGCUACGCCUCUACCAGCGCCAAGCUCAGUGACAAGUCCCGCUACGACUACUUUGCCCGGACGGUGCCUCCGGACUUCUACCAAGCCAAAGCCAUGGCUGAGAUCCUGCGCUUCUUCAACUGGACCUACGUCUCCACGGUGGCCUCGGAAGGAGACUAUGGGGAAACGGGGAUCGAAGCCUUCGAACAAGAAGCCCGGCUGAGGAACAUCUGUAUCGCCACCUCCGAGAAAGUCGGCCGGUCCAACAUCCGAAAGUCCUACGACAGCGUCAUUAGGGAACUUCUGCAGAAACCCAACGCCAGAGUUGUGGUCUUGUUCAUGCGCAGCGACGAUUCUCGGGAACUCAUCGCCGCGGCCAACCGCUUCAACGUCUCCUUCACCUGGGUGGCCAGCGACGGCUGGGGGGCCCAGGAGAGCGUGGUCAAGGGCAACGAACACGUUGCCAAUGGGGCCAUUACUCUAGAGCUUACUUCCCACCCGGUCAAAGAGUUUGACCGGUACUUCCAGAGCCUCACCCCUUACACCAACCAUCGCAAUCCCUGGUUUAAGGAUUUCUGGGAGCAGAAGUUCCAGUGCAGCCUCCAGAACCGGAAAACCCACAAAAAGGUGUGUGACAAGCAUUUGUCCAUCAACAGUUCCAAUUACGAACAAGAGUCCAAGAUCAUGUUUGUGGUCAACGCAGUCUAUGCCAUGGCCCACGCCUUGCACAAAAUGCAGAGGACAAUGUGUCCGAACACAACCAAGCUCUGCGAUGGCAUGAAGCACCUGGACGGCAGGAAGCUGUACAAAGACUACUUACUCAAAGUCAACUUUACAGCUCCCUUCCAUUCUUCAAAAUCUGCCGACAACCUUGUUAAAUUCGACAUCUACGGUGACGGGAUCGGCCGAUACAACGUCUUCAACUUCCAGCAAGCCGGAGGCCGCUAUUCCUACCUGAAAGUGGGGCAGUGGGCCGAAACUUUGACCCUGGAGGUCAACGCCAUUCACUGGUCCAGGGGCCUGGUCCCCGUGGCCCAGUGCAGCGACCCAUGCGCGCCCAACGAGAUGAAGAACAUGCAACCGGGAGACGUUUGCUGCUGGAUCUGCAUUCCUUGCGAGACCUUUGAGUACCUGGUGGACGAAUUCACCUGCAGGGACUGUGGCCCAGGACGGUGGCCCAGCCUGGACCUGGCCAGCUGCUACGACCUCCCGGAAGAUUACAUCAAGUGGGAAGAUGCCUGGUCCAUCGGGCCGGUCUCCAUCGCCUGCUUGGGCUUCAUUUCUACUUUCCUAGUGGUGGGAGUUUUCAUCAAGCACAACAACACGCCGUUGGUCAAGGCCUCCAGCCGCGAGUUGUGCUACAUUCUCCUUUUCGGGGUCUUCCUCUCCUACAGCAUGACCUUCUUCUUCAUCGCCAAGCCUUCUCCGGCCAUCUGCACCUUGCGGCGUUUGGGCCUGGGGACGUCCUUCGCCGUUUGCUACUCGGCCCUCCUGACCAAAACGAACUGCAUCGCCAGGAUAUUUAACGGGGUGAAGAAUGGGGCGCAGAGGCCGAAGUUCAUCAGCCCCCGCUCUCAAGUCCUCAUCUGCCUGAGCCUGGUCAUGGUGCAGAUCGUGCUGGUGUCCGUGUGGCUGAUUUUGGAAGCUCCGGGCACUCGCCGAUACACCCUUCCGGAAAAGAGGCAGACGGUCAUCUUGAAAUGCAACGUCAAGGACGCCAGCAUGCUCAUCUCUUUAACCUACGACGUGAUCCUGGUCCUCCUAUGCACUGUCUACGCCUUCAAGACAAGGAAGUGCCCGGAGAAUUUUAACGAAGCCAAAUUUAUCGGAUUCACCAUGUACACCACCUGCAUUAUCUGGCUGGCAUUCCUGCCCAUCUUUUACGUGACCUCCAGUGACUACAGG